Molecule: messenger RNA, 2271 nt
Organism: Aspergillus alliaceus
Lineage: Eukaryota; Fungi; Ascomycota; Eurotiomycetes; Eurotiales; Aspergillaceae
Product: transcription factor domain-containing protein
Exons: 4
Coding region: 1-2271 (756 amino acids)
Biological process (GO): DNA-templated transcription
Molecular function (GO): zinc ion binding; DNA binding
Source: RefSeq, a predicted model, not a curated record
AUGGAGCGCAUACUAAGACACACGGUGCAGGGAAUCUCCCUAGACACGAGCAGUCUUUCCAAAUUGGCAGAUGCCCUCACUACAAGCAAAGACGCGCGUCGAGCCUCGUCUCAAGUGGCCGAGGAGGCUGACAGCCCUUCUAUAGACGACGAAGCUUGUACGCUUGAUCCAGUUGGGGACACCACCACUCACUUCUCCGGCGAAUUCUCGUACUGGAAUUUCUCCAUGCGGAUUAAGCAUCAAAUAGAACAGCAAACGAGACGAUCCGUUGCUCAUCAUAUACACAAUGCUGAUCAACGGGUCUUUGAAUAUUGGCGAGCGCAGCAUCUACGAUCCAGCCAGAGCUAUCUAUCAACAGCCAUCUCCUGCUGUCCACCCCCGCAGAUAGCCCGGUUUUUAGCUAAUGUCUUCUUCAAAUACGCCGAAACACAUUACUUUUUUAUCAGAAAGAGCUGGCUCCUUGAGAAUCUGAACGCGCUUUACAAUGACCCUAGUGGUUUCAGCAGGAAGGGUGCGGCUGUAAUAAGCAUCAUUCUCACUGUGUUCGCAAUUGGAACACAGUACGCCUAUCUUGACUCACCAGGUAACAGUACGGGCAGCGAAGGCAUCCAGGAUUUCUCGGAGGAUGACAUUGGUAAUACCUUCUACCAGAAUGCCGUCCGGUUACUACCAGAAAUUAUCGAACUGUCUAGUCUAGAGAGUGUCCAGGCAUGUUUACUCUUCGGGUUUUACUCACUGCCAAUCGAUGCGUCUGGCCUCGGUUACAUUUACGUUAACCUUGCAGUCCGGCUUGCGAUGCAGAACGGCAUGCAUCGAAAGUGUAAAAGCGAAGCGUUCAACUCAGGCAUGAUUGAAACCCGGAACCGCGUUUGGUGGACUGCUUAUUCGCUUGAGAGAUCUGACCUCGUCUUGGCAGAAAAAUAUCCAUCUUCCACGGCCGACCUCUUUCGGUACUUAGGUCAGAUGUCGAUACAGAACUACCACAGUAUCGCGAAGAAAGGCAACCCGAAGAUUUUCCGUGCACUGUUGCACGCAGCGUGGCAUCCAUCCAACUUAUUCACUUCCUCGAAGACUUCUUCCAUGAGCUGUAAGUGUCAAAGACAUCUAAUCAAUGAAAAUCUGGGCGAUGACACUGUCAAAUGGUGUAGAUCCCUUCUGCGCAAUUGUGGAAAAGGAACUGUACCUAGCAUUCUAUCUCGCUUAAGGGAUAAGAAGAACGCCAUGCAAAGUUGGUGGGAUUCGCUCCCUGCAGACAUGCUCGGUGAGAUAGCCCCGAAACAAACGCAAGACCGUGCGGCAAUGCAUCUGCGUCUGGAGUAUUGUUUGGUCAAUAUGUUUAUUGGACGGCCUUUCCUUCUCCGAGAUCAUACUUCACAAUCCCACCACGGGUCUCCCAGUGAGCCCCAAUCAACCAACCCAAGCCAUGACUAUAGUGAGGGUACUGAAGGGGAAAGUCCGAAGCAAACAUCCAGUACGCAGGGCCUCAUCGCCGGCUGCAUCCAAGCGGCAAAGGAGGCAAUUGGAGUUUGUCAAUUACUGCGAGACAACCGACCAGGUCUAGCCCGAGCAUCCUAUAUCGAGUACAGCUCAUGCCGUGCUUCAUUAUUAGUAUUAAUUGCCUACUCCAUCCAGACUCGAUCAGAAGAGUUACGCCAACCACUAUUGGACGGCUUGAAUAUGAUCCGCGAGAUGUCUGCUACUGGGGACUCGGCUCGAUCCGAGGUCGCCUUGAUUGAGGCACUCGAAUGUGCGCUUGCUCGUUUACAUUCCGAAAAACAGACUACCAUACCAGCCCAAAUCCCGUCGGAACCAGAAUCGUCAAUAUCGGACUAUGAUGCGUUCAAGCAGUGGGGCUCAUUGUGGAAGAGUGUUGGAAACCUGGACAUACUGGAGAACGUCCCUGUCCCUUCAUUCGCUCCCCCUGCCGCAUCACCUUUCCCUGUCCUUCCACUUGGCCAUCUUGAAUCUAACCAAAUCAGCUAUUUGGGAGAUACCAUCGGCCUCGGUGCGUCGUCCGGUACAUCCAGCGGAGAUAGACGGAUGGAUCCCCUCAAUACCUGGGAUCCGGUGAACGAGUUGUCCAUUUGCGGCACCGGGAAUUCGUCGCUUGCAUCCGCAUGGCCAACGCAAACUGAAACACACUUGCUGGAGCAAUUCCUCGCCGCGCCAGAGUCUAGUUCAAUGCCUCAAGUUGGAAUUGGUAGCCAAAGUGGCUUCGAACAAAUCUUCAACCCUCGUGGGUCUCAAGACAACCGGGCCUCUCAACUGUAA